Penicillium arizonense is the source of this 732-nucleotide messenger RNA. RefSeq lists its product as uncharacterized. The record is from RefSeq and is a predicted model, not a curated record. The transcript has a single exon. The coding region runs from base 1 to 732 and encodes 243 amino acids. NCBI's taxonomy places the organism in Eukaryota, Fungi, Ascomycota, Eurotiomycetes, Eurotiales, Aspergillaceae.
AUGUCUCAGUUAUCUGCAUACCGCCUGCUCAGCUUCGAUGUCUACGGCACCCUAGUCGACUGGGAAGAAGGCAUCUGCGCCGCCCUCCAAGUGACAUUAGAUCGCUACAGCGUCCAGUUCAAACGCGAUCAUCUGCUUAAGCUUUUCGAAGAUCUCGAACACGAACAUGAAGCCAAGGCCCCCGGCAUGCUAUACAGUGAACUGUUGGCCGCCGUGCAUCCGGCGCUGAUCGAGAAGUUGGGUCUUCCUUCGCCCACUGCAGGAGAGAACAAGCGCUUCGGCGAAGCCGUGGCACACUGGCCGGUCUUCCCUGAUACGUUGGAUGCAUUGAAGCGGCUCUCCAAGCAUUACAAACUUGUAGUGGUGUCCAAUGUGGAUAGGGAGUCAUUUGCCAAAACCAAUGCGGGUAGUCUGCAGGGUUUUCCAUUUGAUUUGGUGUUGACUGCACAAGAUAUUGGGUCGUAUAAGCCGGAUUUACGCAAUUUCCAGUACCUGUUGAAAGCCGUGAAGGAGAAGCUGGAAGUGGAGUCGGAUCAGGUCCUGCACACCGCGCAGAGUCAAUUUCACGAUCACCAACCCGCGCAAAAGAUGGGUAUUAAGUCGGUGUGGAUUGCGCGCUCCGGAGCGGUCAUUGGCAAUGUGGAUGAGGCUGUGUAUGACUGGCGAUUUGACACUCUGGGGGAAAUGGCGGAUGCGGUGGACGCAGAGAACGCGGAUAGUAGCGUUGGCUAG